Messenger RNA from Melampsora larici-populina 98AG31, 1110 nucleotides. RefSeq lists its product as uncharacterized. The record is from RefSeq and is a predicted model, not a curated record. Lineage: Eukaryota; Fungi; Basidiomycota; Pucciniomycetes; Pucciniales; Melampsoraceae. Bases 1 to 1110 code for a protein of 369 amino acids. The transcript has 2 exons.
AUGCAGUCAGCUGAACUCUUGGAGAUCCAUAAGGCCACACAGGUUUUAUUGGAGAGUUUGAUACGAGGGUCAACUACCAACUUUGACCCCGGCGAAGCACUGUCCCAGCCUGUUACGUUCAGCACCUCGGGACAACCCAGCAUCCGACCGUGGUGCGAAAGACCAGAGAAUCGGGCACUUUUCACUCCUGGUCUGGAAACCCUUUGGUUCGAGCCCAAGAUAUUCGAUUUCGAAGCCAUUGGCAAUUCCGACCCUCCAGAUUCACUCCCCACACAUGAGCGUUAUCUUUGGAACACACUUAAAAUGUUUCAUAUGCCUAGUGCCACUUUAAUUGAACGUGGAAUGCACUACGUCUUGGCGUCACUUGUAUUGAUUGGAUCUGAUGCCGAGCAGCCGCGUUACUCUCCCGAACUUCCCGACAUUUCGCCUCUAUCUGCAGGAGCUCGUAGUGCUUAUUCGUGCUGGCACCACUACAAGACCCUUUCAUCCUUUCGUUGGGCAAAUAUCGGAGCGAAACGAGCUGAAUCAGCUGAUGGGUGCAUUGAAGAUCUCGACAAGCUGAUUGCAACAAUCUACACGAUGGUGGAGACAUUUGCUAGUAUAUGGGCAACUACAUCUCUCAAGGCCGACAUUGCAGCAACCGAAGAACUAAUCAAGAGGAGUACUUCUUCCGAAACUAUCAAUUCCCUGACUUCGAACAAGGAACAGCUGAAGAACGCUUUUAAUCAAAUCAAAGUCGAAUAUUGUAACCUACCAGCCCUUGUGGCCUUUCUAUCUUCUGGCGUCAAGGGAUUAAUGAUAUAUCCCACCGACAUACGAGCAUAUACUCCUCUACGGGCCGUAAACUUUCUAUUGGUGACCAGCCACUUAUCUCAGCGCAAUGAAACGAUCUCGGAGCCAAUAUGGAAGAGGACCCAAUCAUAUAUAGUUGGCUUUUUGAAAGCUGUCAUCCAAUCAACAGAAAAAUGGGUACCUCAAGAAUUGAAUCGAUACCACCUAGCCAAGGCUGUCUUCCUCGAUUUCUCGGACUAUCAUAUCUCACGGAAUAUGACAGAAAUUCCCAUUCCCAAGGCAAGAAACUACAAGGUACAGUCCAAAUCAUACUCCUGA